UGGAGGAAAGUUUCUCCUCGAGUCCGCACACCCCCACUCCGCAGAUAUUCGUGAUACAUGCCACUGUGAUUCCAGUUGUUUUCACAUCCCCUCGCUAACAAAGGACUCAGAGCUACUGUCUCUAACAUCUCCCAGUAAGUGUGGUGAGUGAUGCGAACCUAACUACUGACACUCCUGUGCCUCGAGGUGAGAUCGAAGAAGUAAAGAAGAGCAGAAAUCCAUCUUGUUUUCAAGAGCAGAAAAGGUUCAGACAGACUUGAGUGGACGUAAAGAACGAAAAUGGUGUCGGCCGGACUAGAGAUCAUGGGACUGUCGCUGUGCCUAAUAGGCUCCCUCCUGGUGAUGGUUGCAUGCGGACUACCGAUGUGGAAGGUGACGGCUUUCAUUGAAGCCAACAUCGUGGUGGCUCAGACGAUCUGGGAUGGCUUGUGGAUGUCGUGCGUAGUGCAGAGCACGGGUCAGAUGCAGUGCAAGGUACAUGACUCCGUCCUUGCCCUCAGCCACGACCUGCAAGCUGCUAGAGCGCUCACCAUCAUCUCCUCUGUGGUGGGCGUACUGGGGCUCAUGGUUGUGAUCGCUGGGGCGCAGUGCACCAACUGCAUCCGCACUGAGCAGAUCAAAGCCCGGGUAGUGAAUGCCGGCGGGGUCAUGUUCAUCAUCAGUGGCCUGAUUGUGUUGGUGCCACUCUGCUGGAUGGCCCACAACAUCAUAUCGGACUUUUACAACCCGCAGGUGCCUCCAUCCCAGAAGAGGGAGAUCGGGGCUGCGCUCUAUAUCGGCUGGGCAGCCACAGCGUUGCUUCUGAUCGGAGGAGCGCUGCUGUGCUGCUCCUGUCCCUCCAGCGGGAACACGGGAUACUCGGUACAAUACGCACCGACCAAGAGAGCCACGCAGAACGGGGAUUAUGAUAAGAGGAAUUAUGUGUAGUUAUGUGGCGCGUAGCAGGCGCUGCGUAAAAGUGACCUGCAAUUUUUGAAAAACUGUUUUUGACGGACAUUAUUUGCACCUGAUGGUUUUUGUUUGUUUUUUUGUGUUGUUUUGUGUUUUGUUUUGUUUGUUUGUUUUUUAGAAAUCUGAACUUUGGAAAUCAGCGGAAGCACCUCUGCUGUUUUUACACUGGCCCCUCAACAUGCUCGGACAACAAAGUCCAUAAAUCCUUUUUGUAUCUACAGAAGAUUAGAACAUGACUGUCAGCCACAAGAGGUAGCUCACAAUAAAAAGGAGCAUCUUUCUUAGGUACCUGUUUUUGUAAGUCUUCGAAAUUACUAGUAUUUUGAAUUGUUUACUAUUGUAACUACAAAGUUUUUUCUUCUCGGAACUCCAUCGAAUAUAUACGCUGGUCUUUUUCCUUGAUGUGCAUUGUCAGCACAAACAUGUACAGUAACUGAGAAAGACCGCACUCCCACACAUUGAAACAUCAAUGUCCUUUAGAGAACAUGUUGAGGACUCUUACAAUGUCCAAUAGCAUAAAGCCAGAAGAUGAAAAGUGCAUGCAUGGCAAAGUCCUAAAAAUAUCGGACAGGAUGUUUUUUUGUUGAUGGCCUACACUUUGCAGUCAACUUCUGGACCUGUAGAUUCCGGAGAGCCUGGGAUCCACAGGUAACAAGAUGAAAUGUCACAGUUCGUUUUUCUGCUGCACUGAGCACCUGCAAAGUUGUUUUUUUUUGCAUCUCUGUCACUGCAUGAAGUCUUCUUUUCAAAAGUUUUAGGAACAAACUGUAAAACUGUUUUCUGUUGGUUUGUUGACGUUUAAUGUAAAGAUUCAUUAUUCGUGUAUAUGUAAAUGCAAUAUUGCUUACCUUUAUUAAAAUUAAACUCAGUAUAUUGUCUGAAA
Molecule: messenger RNA, 1834 nt
Organism: Monopterus albus (swamp eel)
Lineage: Eukaryota; Metazoa; Chordata; Actinopteri; Synbranchiformes; Synbranchidae
Gene: cldn5a
Product: claudin 5a
Exons: 1
Coding region: 280-927 (215 amino acids)
Cellular component (GO): bicellular tight junction; membrane
Molecular function (GO): structural molecule activity
Source: RefSeq, a predicted model, not a curated record